Rhagoletis zephyria (snowberry fruit fly) is the source of this 582-nucleotide messenger RNA. The record is from RefSeq and is a predicted model, not a curated record. NCBI's taxonomy places the organism in Eukaryota, Metazoa, Arthropoda, Insecta, Diptera, Tephritidae.
AUGCUGAAAGCCGUCCAGUCGCCGGUCAGAUCGCUGCUCGGCCGGCUACCGCAGCCUCGUCUGCCCGACCGUCUGAAGGGCGGCGUGAUCGAGAGCGCCGUCAAGUACCUGCGGAACGUCGCCCACGACUACAAGAGCGUCUACCUGGAGACGAGGCAGGACAUGCGCGACCGACCACUGAGGGCGACGGUGAUCGGCUCGGCGCUGCUCGGCCUCGCCUACCUCGCCCACCACAACCCCACCGAGGAGGAGUUCAUCGGUCAGCUGGUGACGGCGAACAAUCAGCUGGCUCGUGUGCCGCCGCCCCUUCGAAAUCCGGUCGCCUACGGGCACGUCUACGAGGUGGCCAAGCUGCAGGACGAACGCCUGCUGCGCCACCAGUCUCUGGGCUUCCUCUCGGUGAUCUACCGCGAGGACAACUCUCCGGAGACGGCCAACUUUGCCGCUCAGUGCAAGUACCUUCGGCCGAGCUUUCGCAGCUACCUCACUGAGCGCAUCGUCGACGUGGGCGUGCUGGGGCAGUACCGCAUGCUGAAGCACCGCAUGACGGACUACGACGUCAGUCCGGAGCUGGCGCCCUAA